GUUUUUGUGCUUUGUGCUGAAUGAGUGUUUGUUGAAAAGAAGAACGGUCUGGGGUUUGAUCCCCAAAAAAAUGAAUGUUAGUUGAGCUAUCCUUUCCCUCCAACCACAGCGGUGCAAGAGCGCGUCAACAGCAUCUCUUUUAUCUCUUACAGAACUGCAAAACCAUCCAGCAGCUUACCCAGAUCCAUGCUCAAAUCAUUACCACCGGGCUAACUCAGAAAAACUUCAUUCUUGGAAAGCUCCUAACAUUCUGCAUAAUCUUCCAAAGGCUGUCAUAUGCCACCCAAGUUUUCGAAUGGGUCAGAAACCCAAGCACCAUUCUUUGGAAUCAAAUCAUCAGAGGUCAUGCCAGUGGCGAACAGCCACCUCUAUCUGUUCUGUAUUUCCGGAAGAUGGAAAACUCCACUGCUUUACCUGAUGGGUAUACAUACUCAUAUGUAAUCAACAGUUGUGCAAAAGGGGUCUUGAUGUGUGAAGGCGAGCAAGUUCACGGCAAGAUAUUGAAAAACGGGUACUUCUCUGACGUGUUUGUUCAAAGUAAUUUGGUGAACUUCUACUCAGUCGUCAGUAGACAACAGGGAACUGUUAGUGCGAGUAAGGUGUUUGAUGAAAUGACUAAAAGAACUCCUGUGGCUUGGAAUUCACUGAUCUCUGGUUAUUUUAGGAGUGGAAAUUUCAACGAGGCAUCUCGGAUUUUCCACGAGAUGCCAGAGAAGAAUGGUGUUUCCUGGACUGCGAUGAUAGCUGGUUCUGCUCAGAACCACAGAUGCAAAGAAGCUUUGUCUUUUUUCCGUGCAAUGCGCAGGAACUGCGUGGAAAUUGACCAGGUGACUUUGGUGUCAAUUCUAGCCACUUGUGCAGAAAUGGCUGUCUUGGAUUUGGGCAGAUGGAUACAUUCUUACAUUCUUGAAUCCAUAAUUGCCAAAAGUGGGCAGGUGUUAAUAUCCGUGAACAAUGCACUCAUGCACAUGUAUGCCAGUUGUGGUGAAAUUAAGGAUGCUUAUAAGAUAUUCAUGGAAAUGCGCGAGAGAACUAUAGUUUCUUGGAAUACAAUGAUAACUGGUUUAGCCAAACAGGGUUAUGCACGGGAGGCUCUUACCAUAUUCGGGGAGAUGGAAACUUUAAAAGCUAAGCCGGACGAAAUCACAAUCUUGGGCAUAUUAUCUGCGUGUAGUCAUGCCGGUUAUGUCAAUGAAGGACGGUUUUACUUUAAACGAAUGAGAGAGUGUUAUGGAGUGGAGCCAAGAGUACAACAUUAUGGUUGCAUGGUUGAUCUCCUUAGUCGUGCUGGUCUCUCUAAUGAAGCAGAGAGACUUGUCAAGUGUAUGCCUAUGGUGCCAAACAAUGCCGUGUGGGGUGCUCUUCUAAGUGGCUGCAUUAUUCACAAGAACCUAAACCUUGCUUCAGACGUUGCACAGAAAUUUAUAGUCGAGCUUGAACACCCCGAAAGAUCAGCAGGCUAUUUCAUGCUCUUGUCAAAUGUGUAUGCCACUCACAAGAGGUGGUCUGCAAUCGGUAGCGUGAGACGGAAUAUGUUUGAGGUCGGAGUGAGGAAACCUCCAGGUCAAAGUUGCAUCCGAGUUGGUGGGGUCGACCAUGAUUUUUUUGCUGGUGACAGAAAUCACAAACAAACUUAUCUGAUCUAUGAGAUGGUUGAUGAAAUCACUGGGCAAGCUAAGUUGCAAGGAUACUACCAAUCUGACAUUUUGGAUUCUUUUUCAUAAUUCAUCAGCUCUUAGUAUUAUUAUUAUUAAUACGGAGUUAUCCGUGCACUCUAAGCAUAAUAAGCCAUAGAAGGGUACCAAACGGAGCGUAAGCAAAACAAGUAGCUUCUCGCUAACUUAUUUGGCUGAAAAAGCCUUUAGACUCAUAUUUUUAAUUUUUAAUAGAAGAGCUUCUCUUUAGUAAAAGAAUAGUUUUUAUUUUCCAAAAUAGUAACCCUUAUAAUUCUUGUCCUCGCGUGAUACUGAUCAGUGACCAAAUGAGCAGAUUAUUGAACCCAGUUACCACUGGUAAAAAGGCAAGUAACUUAACCAAUAAUACACAGAGAAUCCUUUCCCAAACUCAUCAUAAACCGGAAAGAGCCAAUCCUUAUCUUAAAAACUAUCUCAAAACUAAUCCCGCCAAAGCAGUGUUGCUGUUCCGUGACCUGCUGAGAAAAAAGGUUUCUUGCGUAGACAGCUACUCUCUCCUAUAUGUCAUCAACUCAUGCACCCAGAGAUCGUCAUUUGUUGAAGGAAAACAGUUCCAUGCGUUUUUCAUUAAACUGGGCUUUGAACUCAUAGUUUUCAUCCAAACAUCACUUGUACGAAUGUAUUCUUCUUCUGCAAAUCUUGAGCAUGCACGCAAGAUGUUCGAUGAAAUACCUAGCAAGAACGUUGUAUGCUGGACUUCGAUGUUCACUGCUUAUGUUCAUAACCAGAAACCCAGAAGAGCUUUAGAGGUAUUCUGGCAAAUGCUCGAGGCAAAAGUGGGUCCUGAUCCGGUGAUUCUCACAAUCACUCUAUCUGUGUGUGCUGGUGUCAGGGCACUGGAUGUGGGAGCUCAGAUUCAUGCCUACAUUUUAAAGAAAUACUGGUCCGGUACGGAUUUGCCUUUGACAAAUGCCCUCUUAAACUUGUACACAAAAUGCGGGGAUCUCAAAACUGCCAAGAUAUUGUUCAAUGGUAUGUGGAAAAAGGAUGUCACCACAUGGACUUCCAUGAUUCUAGGGCUUGCAAUCCAUGGCCAAGCAGAAGAAGCUCUCAGGCUAUUCACAUCCAUGGAAACAGCCAAAGGCGAAGUAGUGAUUCCGAAUGACGUUACAUUCAUAGGAGUUCUAAUGGCAUGUAGUCACACAGGAAAGGUAGAACAAGGCAAGAGGUAUUUCAGAAGAAUGAUUCAAGAAUAUUGCAUAAAGCCCAGACUAUCCCACUAUGGGUGUAUGGUGGACCUGUUUUGCAGAAAAGGGAUGCUAAAAGAAGCAUAUGGUUUCAUUAUGGAAAUGCAAAUUUCUCCGAAUGCAAUUAUAUGGAGAACACUGUUAGGGUCGUGUGGCAUUCAUGGCAACAUUGAGCUUGCUGCAGCAGCUUACAGCAAGCUGCUGGAAAUGGAAGAGGCACUUACUGGGGAUCAUGUUGUUAUGUCUAAUAUAUAUGCUGCCAAAGGCAUGUGGGAGGAGAAAGUGAAGCUUAGAGAUGAGAUGGGGCAUAGAAGGAUUCCAGGUUGGAGUUCAGUCAAGGUGGGGAGUUUCCUUUCAUGAUUUUGUUGUAAAAGAUCAUAAACCUUGAUCUAUCUAAUCCAAUAAGUCUCCUUUCACUGGUUUGGUUAAAUGAAUUUUUAUUAUUAUUUGGGAGUAGAGUAUAAAGGAAUUAGAGAAACUAUUAUGUAGAAUCAGUCAACUGCAACAUUUAAAUGUUAAAAAUUGAAUACAAA
Cuscuta europaea is the source of this 3414-nucleotide messenger RNA. NCBI's taxonomy places the organism in Eukaryota, Viridiplantae, Streptophyta, Magnoliopsida, Solanales, Convolvulaceae. The record is from the annotation of a GenBank genome assembly.